Aphis gossypii (cotton aphid) is the source of this 1710-nucleotide messenger RNA. RefSeq lists its product as uncharacterized. The transcript has 12 exons. NCBI's taxonomy places the organism in Eukaryota, Metazoa, Arthropoda, Insecta, Hemiptera, Aphididae. The record is from RefSeq and is a predicted model, not a curated record. Bases 222 to 1547 code for a protein of 441 amino acids.
GUAAGUGCUAAAAUUAUUAUAUUCUCUUUGGUACUCGUUUAUUAUUUGUUAUCACUUCCUAUUUAUUUUAUAUUGUAUUGAUUUUUGUGCGUCAUUCGUUGUGUAGUUGUGUACUUGUGUUAGUGUGUCGCUGUGUACAACUACUGUUGGGCGUUGGUAUCCUCCGUCAAGUGCGUGUACGACAACGUAUUUUUUUUCGUUGUUUGGUGACCGUUUACAAUAUGUCAGACUCCAGUGGUAACAGAACGAGCGACGAAGAAAAUGAACCUCAUCCAAGACCUAUUCAUCAAUUUAUUUCCCCAGCGCUUCAAAUACGUUCUUACUACAACCAACAUCCAGAUGUACUAUAUCAGCAUUUGGGAGAUGAACUUCAAAGUCUUGCUGGAUCUAUAAACUAUAAAUCAGGUGUUAUUGUCAAUACAGUUCCACUUGCUUUUAUGAGAUUAAAUUUGAUGCCUGGAGAAAUUGCUUCAAUUAUAGCUGAUUCUAUAGAUAUCAAAUUUAUAUUACAAUAUGCCAUGAGGCGUAAUCGUCCAUUUGGAAUUUGUCAUAAAAUUAAUGAAAAUAUGCGUUCAUAUGGUGUAUUAGCUGCGAUUUACAACCAUUCUUUAAUCAAGGAAUCUAUUGCAACAGAAUCUUAUGAAGUUAAAGUUAGAGGGUUUCAAUUAUUUGAAAUUUUACAUGUCAAAUCAUAUCCAGAUAGGGACAAUCAAACUCUUGCUUUAGCUCGAGUUAAAAUCAUACCAAAUAAAACAUUAAAUCAUCCAAAUAAUGAAAUAAGUUUACAUCCAAACAGAUACAAAUCAAGUUUAAAAUUCCAUACGAUAAACAGGUUUCAAAGUCAGUGGCCAUCUUGGGUUUAUAAGCAAUUUGAUGUUCAUGAAUUGGCAUCUCGUCUAUUGAAAAAAGUUAGAAUAUUGUAUGAAGAUAUAAAAAUCUCAAAUGUUCCAAGUAUAUUAUCAUUCCAAGUGACAAAACUUGGUAUAUUUACUCAUGAAGAAGUAAAUGAAUUGCUUGGUAUUGAGUCAACAAAUCUACGGCUUCAAUAUGAACUAGAGUAUUUAAACAGAAAUCAAUCAAUGCAAAAAUUAAAGUGCACUAAAUUUAUGUGUGGUACUACAAUUUCCAAUAUGAGUUGUCUGUUACCUAUAUCUCCUGAAGAAAAAGAGGAGAGUUAUUGCAACGCUUGGGGAUCACUUCACUCCUUGAUUACUGUAACUCACCUAGAAGAUCGCUUAAAGGUGAUAGCAGUUAAAAAUGUAUCAUCUAAUGAGUUUGCCCAUAGGUUCGACUCUUCUUUAAUUUUUUGCCCAAAGUGUAAAUCUUUUAUAGGCUGGAAAUUUUUGGUUAAAAAUGAUUUUUUAUCGUCAUCAUCAAGAUCAUUCUAUGGAUUAUUUGCAAGUUCCAUAACAUCUAUAAAUGACCAUAUAUUACCCCUAGUUACUGUAAAUGAUGUAGUACCACAUGGCAGUGAUAGAGAAAUGAUUUUUGAUGCCGUCGAUGAUACAGAUAUUUUAUUACAAACACCUUGGACUUACAACUUGUAAAUAGAUUUCGGUUUCCAUUACCAUGAAGUAGAGCACCGGCUAAAAUCUUGCAAUAAGAAGAAUGAAGAUGCGAGGGACCAUUAAACAACGACUGGUCAUUUAAUCAUUUAAUUAGUAUAAUAUGUACAUAUAUAUAUAUUUAAAUAUAUUUGCUUAUCAUUUA